AUGGACACUCUUAUAAUGGUAUCGAUCAUGACCCUAGUGCUCUUUGUUAGCUCUGAAUCCGCACGAGCCGCCACUCUGAUUGUAUCCAACCAGAUGCAGAGACGUGCUAAUGUUUCCGUUUUUGUAACGUGCCAGGGCACAAGUCCUAGGAUCUCUGAAUCCAUACCUUUGGGUCAAGUCUCGUUGAUAAAGAUCCCACCCACUAGCGGACAAAAUGCGACUGAUGAUAUCUCACCCGUUGCUGGAGAAAAUGAUAAACCGGCGAGAUCUAGAGUGUCGCAGUGGGCAUUUUGCGUUGGAACAUUUGGGGGUGAAGCACAAUUCUCGCCCGCUGAGAGGAUGUACCGUUUGUACAAUUCAGACAAAGGUUCUACGGUGAGUAUAGUCGUUGCAAAAGAUGAUGGGUUUUACUGUUGGGACAAUGACAAGAAUUUUUGGUAUAGGUGUACUAUGAUCAUUUUCAUCUAA
Raphanus sativus (radish) is the source of this 468-nucleotide messenger RNA. RefSeq lists its product as uncharacterized. The coding region runs from base 1 to 468 and encodes 155 amino acids. Lineage: Eukaryota; Viridiplantae; Streptophyta; Magnoliopsida; Brassicales; Brassicaceae. The record is from RefSeq and is a predicted model, not a curated record. The transcript has a single exon.